This is a messenger RNA of Cherax quadricarinatus, 2383 nucleotides long. The record is from RefSeq and is a predicted model, not a curated record. Lineage: Eukaryota; Metazoa; Arthropoda; Malacostraca; Decapoda; Parastacidae.
CAGUGGGGAGAGCAGUAACUUCAUCAACUCAGUGUCUUCUGAAACCAUUUCCGAGAUGCGAGUGGAGCGGAUGACUGUAGUGGUUGUGGUGGGCGGCGUCACAACGGUGCUCUUGUACCUUUCCCUCUUCAUGACCUAUGAUGAUAAAAGGUUUUCCACACGAACGGGUAUUCAAGAAGCUGACAGCAGAGAUGUUGCUAGUAUCAAGUUACCAUGUGCUGGAUCUCACGACUUUAAUGUGUCUGGUGACUCUGAGGUGACGCGACGGUUGGUAGAGACAAACUUGAGGGACGCCUGGUUCUUCUUCUCCGACCAUAUGAAAGAUCUACAGUCCAGGAAGCAGAAUAUGAGCAAGUCUGAUUUUCAAGCCGUCAUGAAGGAAGGCGCCGAACGCAUCAAGGUACUUCAGUUCGACCUGUGGGUGCUAGGUCAGUUAGACGGUGAAGCCAGCAGGAAAGAGCAAGAGGCCAAAGAGCUGAGUGAUCUGAUGCAGAAUCGGCUCCAUCGUCUGCAGAAUCCUGAAAACUGUGCCACAGCAAAGAAGCUACUUUGUAAUUUGAAUAGGAACUGCGGUUUCGGUUGUGAAAUUCACCACGUUAUUUACUGCUUUAUGGCAGCCUAUGGCACCCAUCGAACUUUAAUCCUCAAAUCUGAUGGUUGGCGUUACACCUCUAUAGGUUGGAAAGCCGUCUUCCUUCCUUUAAGCAACACAUGCACCACCGUCUCGAAUAAAGAUGUUGUUAAGUGGCCAGGAAACAAUAACACGCAGACGGUAGAGUUUCCAAUGCCCAAAGAGCCACAACCAAAACCACAACACAUGCCUCUGGCCAUCCCGAGAGACAUCUCUGAGAGACUGAUACAUCUACAUGGUAACCCAGGCGCUUGGUGGCUCGGCCAGUUCCUCAAGUACAUGUUCAGACUUCAGCCGUACAUGCAAAAGCUUAUUAAAGAGAGCGAAAAAUCCUUUCAUUAUCGGCAUCCCAUUGUUGGCGUUCACGUGAGAAGGACUGAUAAGAUAAAGGAAGCAAAGUAUUACCAACUGGAGGAGUACAUGGAGCAGGUCGAGGAAUACUUCGCUGGUCUUCAAGUGUUCAACCCUAACGUGACCCGCAGGAUCUACCUGGCCUCGGACGAGCCUCGAGUCUUCAAGGAGGCAAAGAAAAAAUAUCCACAGUACGAAAUUCUGUCCAAUAAAAAGAGUCAAGUGAUGAAAAAGAACAAGCGGUACAAAAUAAAUUCGCUCAGAGACCUAAUAAUGGACAUCUACUUCUUGUCUCGAGCCGACUACAUCGUUGUGACAUUUUCCUCCAAUAUAGGAAGGCUGGUGUACGAGAUCAUGCAGAGCCUGUCUGUCGACGCCUCUAACUGUUUCUACUCCCUGGACACCACCUACUACUUCCACUUUCAGCGACCCAACUUCGUGAAAACUCGCUUCUUCCAUCAGCCUGACAGCGGGGCACCCGUACAACCAGGAGAGAAAUUGCAGUUGCUCUCAUGGAGCAGUAACUUCCGCAAAGAACUCAGCAGGAAGACGGAGAAGAAGGUGGUAUUGCCUAACUACAAGCUGGAACCUAUAGUCGAUGUUGUCAACGUGUCGUCCUACGAAUUUCGACAACAGCCGGGGACCUAGUCUCCACCAACUGCUACGUGUUUUAUCAUGGCCCUCCAACACCUGUCCUCCAGCGCCCGUCAUUCAACAUUUGUCCUCUACCAACUGCUCUACACUAUCCGCCAUACAACACCCGUCUUCCCACGGUAUUAAUAGUUAAUCAUGAUUUUAAAUGUACCGAACAUAUAUGACCUGAGACCUGUAUGUGAGUCAGGUUUCACCGCAUCUGUCGACGCAUUUUCGUGUGCAAACAGGUACCUGUGCCAAACUUCUUUUAAUAUAAAAAUAAUGAAAUCUCGCUCCUUUGGCAAACUGGAUGUGCGUGUGAGUGUACUUACCUAUAUGAGGGUGCACGGGUCGAUGCACAGCUUCUGGCUCCUAAGAGUGUGUGUAUGUAGUUAUUAGUUGUCAAAGACACUUGUCGAUAUAUACUCGGCCUGGUAGUGGUGGUGGUGGUGUUGGUAGUGUGUGUGUGUGUGUACUUAUAAGGUUCGUCAGGAAAAAGGACAAGUGUUUCCUGACGCUGGUCUUACUUAUAUGAUGACCAGCAGCUGGAGCUUUUGGUCAUCUGGCUGAGGCCUUCCUCUGGCUUAUCGGUCCACCCUUUUAAAAAUAAUGGUUAUGAUUUGAACCAUUUAUCUACUAUCAGUGGUGAGUUUCUCUCCGUAUUUAUAAAUUAAUAAUUGCUUGUUAGGAACUUUGCAUAAUUGGAGAACCUCUUUCUACCACAGUGCUUUUUUGUAUUAAAAAAAUAAAUUUUAAUUUAAAAACGUU